UAAAGCACGGUCACUACUACGUAUCAUAAAGCAGGUACAAGGUAUUUUACAUUCACAGAGGUAUGAUACAGUACUGCCCUACAUCUAUAAUACUAGAGAUACAAUUAAAAAGGCAUUGUUUGAGACUUGAUUCUGUUUUCUCAGCAGAGGCCCCAAGGGUGGGACAGCAGCUCUGGGAAGACGCACCUUCUCAGACAGGUUUUCCUCUCAUUAGUGGCACAGUUCUAGGAAGAUGUGGAUUCCUACAUGAAACAGCCUGGGAAUGAGACUGUGAAUACAGUGCUAAAGAAGUUGGAUGAACAGUACCCCAAGUAUAAGUUUAUGGAACUCAACCUUGCUCAAAAGAAAAGGAGGCUAAAGGGUCAGAUUCCUGAAAUUAAGCAAACUUUAGAAAUUCUGAAAUACAUGCAGAAGAAGAAAGAAUCCACCAAUUCAAUGGAAACCAGAUUCUUACUGGCAGAUAACCUGUACUGCAAAGCUUCAGUUCCUCCUACCGAUAAAGUGUGUCUGUGGUUGGGGGCUAAUGUAAUGCUUGAAUAUGAUAUCGAUGAAGCUCAGGCAUUGUUGGAAAAGAAUCUAACAACUGCCACCAAGAACCUGGAUUCUCUUGAGGAAGACCUUGACUUUCUUCGAGAUCAGUUUACUACCACUGAAGUCAAUAUGGCCAGGGUUUAUAAUUGGGACGUAAAAAGAAGAAACAAAGAUGAUUCCGCCAAGAACAAAGCAUAAUUCUUGCAAUGAAAAAUGUGGUUCAUUUUUCCAAACAUGAUCUUUUAAAUAUUCCAAAGUUUAUUCUUAAAAGUUGACAUUAAUUUGAAUGUUUUUUUAAACAGUAUGAAUGAUCAUUAAAACUUUAAAA
Messenger RNA from Myotis davidii, 859 nucleotides. It is a transcript of the gene VBP1, whose product is annotated as von Hippel-Lindau binding protein 1. Gene Ontology annotation, molecular function: tubulin binding. The transcript is spliced from 7 exons. Bases 247 to 729 code for a protein of 160 amino acids. The record is from RefSeq and is a predicted model, not a curated record. Gene Ontology annotation, biological process: protein folding; tubulin complex assembly; microtubule-based process. Gene Ontology annotation, cellular component: cytoplasm; prefoldin complex. NCBI's taxonomy places the organism in Eukaryota, Metazoa, Chordata, Mammalia, Chiroptera, Vespertilionidae.